Molecule: messenger RNA, 1348 nt
Organism: Aegilops tauschii subsp. strangulata
Lineage: Eukaryota; Viridiplantae; Streptophyta; Magnoliopsida; Poales; Poaceae
Source: RefSeq, a predicted model, not a curated record
AUGGCAGAACAUGGUGAUGGCGGUCGCUGCAAAAGUCUCCCCUUUCCGAGUGACAUAGGCUUGCACCAGACGAACUACGUCAGGUGGUUGCCAUAUGAUAUAUGGAUGCCCGAGCUCCCUCUACAUAUAAACGAAGGUGUACGCCAGUGGACUGCAGCCCAAAAGAGGUCGAGAUUCGAUCGAGAGCAGUGGCUGAAAAUGGAUCAGAGGAUGAUCAUCGUGUGCUCGGCCGUCGGUUCUCUCGGGUUGCUGAGUGCCAUCCUGGGGUUCUCAGCCGAGGGCACAAAGCUCAAUGUUUGGGACUUGGUCCAGGAUGGAACGGCGUGCUAUAACCCGCAGAACCCGGCGGCCGGGCUCGGGGCCUGCGCAGCCAUCUUUCUGGUCAUAGCCCAGAUCACCUUCGCAGCCGUCGGCGGGUGCUGCGGCUGCUGCAAGUCACGCGCCAUCCCUUCCGAGACCAAACGGAUCAUCGGCGUCGUCUGCGCCGUUUCCUCAUGGAUCUUGGCUAUAAUCGCGUUCGGGCUACUGGUGGGGGGCGCGGCGUCGAACGCCCCCGGGGGCCGGGUUGAGCACGGGCUGUGCGACGAACCCAUGGACGGCCUCUUCGCCGGCGGAGCCGUGCUCUCGUUCGUCGCCACGGCCCUCGGGAUCGCCUCCUACGUCAUGCUCCGAACGCAGCCGGCCGCCGCAGCCACGCCCAAGGAAAGCGAGAAGAUGCCGCCGGGCGCCGCCGGGAUCGCGAUGGGGCAGCCGCAGUUCCCGCAGCAGCCUUCUCCCCAGGGGCAGGGGUACGGGCAGGCGCCGCAGCCGAACUACCCGCAGUACUCUCCGCCGCCCCAGGGGCAGGGUUACGGCCAAGCGCCGAACGCUCAGUUCCCUCCUGCCUCUUCUCCUCCAUACGGCCAGGCGCCCAACCCGCACUACCCCCCUCCUCCGGCACAAGGCUACGCGCAGCACCAGCAGCAGCAGCAGUUCCCCCUUGCCCCUGCGCAAGGCUACGGAGCGCACGCGCCGAACCAGCAGUACCCUCCUCCCGCUCAUGGCUACGGAGCGCACGCGCCGGAGCAGCAGUUCCCCCUUGCUUCUCCGCCUCCUGCUCAGUUCUAUGGGGGGCCGCACACGCUGAACCAGCAGGCCCCGCCGCCUCCCAAGGGAGACGAACAGGUGUAACGCGCGCCUUCUGAUCAACCAUUCCAUGGAUGGAUCAUGCACUCGCGCUAUGUUCUGUGAUCUGAUCGUUAUUGUGAACGUAACAUGUUUACCUCUAUCGCUUCCGGAUGCAUUGUAUCCUCGUGUUACUUUCAGAGUACCAGCAAAUUUUUGUUUAAUGCUUCACGUUUGCAGUUGA